GGAUGAUCAAUUCAUUGAAUAGCCCAUUCAAAAAUGAGUAGAGCAAGAGUGUUGAAAUGCAUAUUGUGGUUUCAGUAUAAGCGAGUCGGUAGGUUUCCUGGGUGUCAUUGCACCAAUUUAGUGACCGAUACAAGAUGGCUUUGCCUCAAGUCAACCGAACAUCUCUGCAGUUCUCCAAUGUUUUUGAGUUUGAGAAAGACUUUGAUCAUCGUUCGAAAGUCAACUGGUUUGCAGAAAACUGGAACAAAGCCUUCCUGUAUUCGGCCAUAUAUGUGGUGCUAAUCUUUGGAGGUAAAUUUUUUAUGACCAAUCGUCCCAGGUAUGACCUCAGGAUGCCUCUAACCAUCUGGUCAACGACUUUAGCCAUAUUCAGUUGGAUGGGAGCAAUACGAUUAUGGACAGACUAUAUAUUUUUUGUGAAACAAUACGGCUUCAAAGCAUCCAUGUGUGAUCCAAUAUUUUACCAAGGGGUAACAGGAUUCUGGUCCUGGGUAUUCAUCUGUAGCAAAUUGCCAGAGUUAGGAGAUACAAUUUUUAUCAUUCUACGAAAACAACGUUUGAUAUUUCUUCACUGGUAUCAUCACAUCACUGUGUUGCUUUACGCUUGGUACAGUUAUGCUCAUCUUGUGGCACCAGGUCGAUAUUUUGUUCUGAUGAACUACACAGUGCAUGCGCUGAUGUACUCGUACUACGCAUUAAAAGCCUCAAAAAUCCUCUCUGUUCCAACUUGGGUCAACAUCAUGAUUACAUCACUUCAACUCUUGCAGAUGAUUAUUGGCUGUAUAAUUAAUGGUUAUGCUUACAUGUUCAGAAAACAAGGAGAAGUUUGCUCAACUACUGAUUUGAAUCUCCGAGUUUCAUUUCUCAUGUACUUCAGUUACUUCCUUCUUUUUGGUCACUUUUUCUAUUCAUCCUACGUUUUACCUAAAAACAGUCAAUCCAUCGAAAAAGACCAUUUGAAAAAGCAAUAAGCCUUCUACUUAGUAACAAACAAGGCCAAAUUGUGUAACCUUAAAAAGGUAAACAUAGAGUUAAUUUUUCUGGUUAAAAUUUGAAAACUAACAUUGUAUUUACUCGUAUACACAAUGCAAUCAUGUAUAUUUUAAUUUAAAGUGCAACUUAUACAAAAUAAUUACCAGGUAUAAAAUUGAAUAUAAUUACUCUACAUUAUAAUAUAAAGUUAAACUGAUUUAAAAAAAAUUAUAACAUGAAAAAAUGUUAAUUAGUGCUGUAUGUGAUAUUGAUUUACAGUAAUGGACAAUUUUACAAGCAAUUCCAUAGAUUAGGAAAAACAGUAAGUGAAUAAUUCCAAUAUUAAUUAGUAGUGAACAGAAAUACCACAAGAUGUCACUCUAAUUUGCCUAUUUGGACAGGUAUUUUGAACUGUUGAAUUGAUUGAAGGUUAUAUUAGAAAUGAAGCCUAAUCAACAUCAAGUAUUACAUUACGUACAUACAAUGGCUCUAUGAUUGAUUUCAUAGCAAGUAUUGGUCUUGUUACUCUUCAUACUUUUUGUUCUACAACAGAAUGCAUACAGUAUUUAAUCCAGAUCAUACUUUGUCCUACCAAUGCCAUUCAGUAGUAUUCACAAAUGGUAGUUGCCAGUGGCAAAUCGAGGAAUUCAUAAUAUUGGGGGAAGGGGUUGGGAGAGACUAUCGCAGAUGAAGGGUCUAAGGCCACCUCAGCCCCCACCAUCUUUGGGGUGGGUAAGAAUAUAAUUUUCUCCAUAUAUUUUUAAUUUUGAAGAAUUUAGGGAGACCUGGGGAAUCACAACUGGAUGCUCAAUGCUAAUACAAUGAAUAAUUAAUAUCAAGGUAUCACAAGAUAACAGUUGUAUCAAACAUAGUACUCUAUCGAAUUAUGUAUAUCUAGAUCAUUACCAAACGCAGCUGAUAUUUGUGAUAUGGUAUCAUUAUAUAUAUACAAUUGUUGGUCUUAGCAAGAUGAAUCACAAAUUUUGUCACUUUUAACUUAUAUUGUUGAAAAAGCUGUAUCAGCUGUUUAUUUAUAAUCCACCUAUGAUCAAUUUCUGUGCUGAAAUUAAAAAUGUACCAUCUAUCAUAUAAUCUGGAAAAACCUAAAAAAAAUCUAAUAAAUAAAACAUUCAAAAAGUCUUAAAGCAUCAUUCAGUGAAGAUAAAACCAACUGAUUUUUCACUGAUCCAUAAAACUUUUACAAAAUUGUGAAUAAGUAUGUCUUUAAUGAUAGAAGUAUAAUUCACUUGCUACAAUCUAUAAUAGAAAUAUAAAAAAAGUGCUCUGAUCUUCAUGAAAUAGUGCUAUAUAAGUGCUGUAAUGUAUGUAUUACCAGCUUAUGUACGGGUCUACUGUAUGCAAAAGAAUGUAAGAACUGUAUAUCUAUUAAUUGACAAUGAAACUUUUGUUUUCUAGUUUUCAUUUGCAAGUAAAUAAUUUAGCCUUUUACAAGCUAAAUUCAAAUAUUGAAUUUAAUUAUUUUUAGCAUUUCACAGAUUGUAUAUCUUUAUUUUUUAAUACUAUUAUUACUGUAUUUUAUGUGGGUAGGUUUUUUAAAGGAAUUCUACUAUAAAGGGGUCAUUGGUAAUAUCUUUGAAAUAUGGCCAGAAACUAUAAGGCAGAGACAUGAUUGCAUACAUGUGUGCUAAUCAUUCUCAUUUAGUUGCAGCUAUCAAUCAAGCAAAUUUUAAAAGCUGCAGCAAAAUUGUGAAAAAAUGUGUCUUUAAUGAUAAAAAUAUAAUGUAUUAUUAGAACAACUCAUUAUUUAAAAUAUGAAACUAUCACCAACAUAAUAAGUGCAGAGUUUAACUCAAUGUGCAGCUAGUAUUUAAUCCAAGUAUUAUGCCAUUGGAUUCUUUUAGAGUACCUCACCAAAUUAUUGCAGUAAUUCAGGUUGUGUCCACACAUCAUGUUGCUACCUAAUUAUAAUAUCUUACUGGCAAUCUAUUCAGCAUUCUUUCCAGCCAUUUUAUCUACGAUAUAAAAGAUCAAUGUCCAUAAUAGAUUACGAAUUACAUAUUUUACACGCGCAUUUGCCAUAAGAAUAAUCACUUGAUUGGAAAUUUUCUGUUUAGUGUACAGUACAUUAAUAUUCACUCUGUACCUUGUACAUGCAAAAUGAAUUUACAUAUUUCAACUGCUGAUAUUUACCUAAAACUGCAUCUGUCUUAUAUUAAUGCACUUAUUAGUUGAAUAUAUUUAGCAUAUAUCAUGUGUUAGUGAUUGAAUUUAAUUGUCGGUUACAUUUAUAAAGUGUUAGUGAUUAAAUUUAAUUGUCACAAUUACAUUUAUAAUGGUUUAUUUUCAUUUAAGGAAUUUUAAAUUUUUUGUUAGAAAUUUAAUAUUAUAGACAGAUGACAAAUCUAGCACAACUGUAUAAAAACAAGCAAUUUAAAUUUCAAUAUUUACCAUGAUUAUGAGGUUUGUAUUGAAAAUAAUAAUUUAUUAAGUAUGUAAUGAGUUCAUUCUCAUUAUGUAUAUGUAAGGUCACCUUCAGCUUGUUAAUAACAUUCAAAAAUAUCUAUAUUUGCAUUUUGAAGCAUAGCAUAUCAAUCAUGUUUUUGUAUAAAUUAAUUUCUGGAUUUUAUUAUUUCAUUUUUUGUGGAAAAUGUUGUAUGUGUUGGAUGCAUAGACACUGUUUAAUCUUCACAUUGAAGAUACAGUAUGUUAAGUUUAUAUUUAAGAAAAAGUAUGAAAAUCUUUAAAAAGAUACAUUCAGAUAUUGGUGAGGUAACUUCUAAGAGCAGCUUAAUUGUUACAUGUAUGUGGUUAACUAAACAGGAACAUAAAGAAGUAUUUUAUUUUUAAUAAUUUUCAAAAUGUUAAUUGUUGCCAGAUAAUUUGAUAUGUAAAUCAGUUCUGUUGAUAGUUGACUUGGACCUUUCAACCAAUAAUCGGUAUGUACUGUAAAGAAAAGAUUAAUACUUUAUACCGUAAGUAGGCAUACUGUACUGUAUAUUGAAAUCUGUAGAGCUCUGUAAUGGUUGAGAUGGUUCAAGUGAUUGAUGAUUCAGGAUUAAUGUUAAUCUAAGCCUUUUUUUAUAUUUUGUUAUUGUUGAUUCUUAAUUAAAUGUCUUGAAUGUCUGAUUUAUAUGUGCAGUAGCAAAUUUUGCCAAUAUUGAUAGCAUAUAAAGAUAACCCUUUUGUUUGGAAUUAUAUUCUUUAAACAUGAUGGCCAGUGGAACAAUGGCUUGAAAUUAUGAUAUAUUUCCUAAAAAGGUCUUCACAAUAGUUAUGGUAAUUAUGUUUACUACACCAAUUACUGUGUAAUAUUACAGUAUUAGUUGAUACAUUGAGUUUUUACAAAAUAAAUUUUUUUGUAGGAGUAAAAGGAUUUAUAUUAGAUUUUUAAAUGGAUUUUUCUUCCCUUUCCUAUUGUCUUGAUAACCAGAAUACCAAAUAAACAAAUUCACUUUGGUUUAAACAUG
Anneissia japonica is the source of this 4400-nucleotide messenger RNA. Its product is annotated as elongation of very long chain fatty acids protein 6-like. Gene Ontology annotation, biological process: sphingolipid biosynthetic process; very long-chain fatty acid biosynthetic process; fatty acid elongation, monounsaturated fatty acid. Bases 135 to 971 code for a protein of 278 amino acids. Lineage: Eukaryota; Metazoa; Echinodermata; Crinoidea; Comatulida; Comatulidae. The transcript is spliced from 2 exons. Gene Ontology annotation, molecular function: fatty acid elongase activity. The record is from RefSeq and is a predicted model, not a curated record. Gene Ontology annotation, cellular component: endoplasmic reticulum membrane.